AUGCCGGUCAUCUUCGUGGCGUGGAUCGUCGGCAAUGCUUAUGCGCAUUUCGUUCUCCUGUAUCUCACUACUGACGAGUUCGUCUUUGGUGAACUACCCAAGUACCAGACUAUAGUCCGCGAUAUGGUAGCCUAUAUGCUCAUCGAAGAAGUGGGGCUCUACUAUCUGCACCGUCUGUUCCAUGAAUGGAAGGCUGGCUAUAGGGUGGUACAUAAGCUCCAUCAUACGUAA
This is a messenger RNA of Perkinsus marinus ATCC 50983, 231 nucleotides long. RefSeq lists its product as hypothetical. The coding region runs from base 1 to 231 and encodes 76 amino acids. The transcript has 3 exons. Lineage: Eukaryota; Perkinsozoa; Perkinsida; Perkinsidae. The record is from RefSeq and is a predicted model, not a curated record.